AAAAAUGGCAGGUCAUGGAUCAUCUUGUGGAGCAUGCAAGUUCCUAAGGAGGAAAUGCAACAGCGAUUGCGUCUUCUCUCCUCACUUCAGCUACGAGCAAGCCUCAUCUCAUUUUGCAGCGGUCCACAAAGUCUUUGGCGCAAGUAAUGUCUCAAAGCAUUUGCUUAGUUUGCCUCUACAUCAAAGAAGCGCAGCUGCGAUCACUAUCUCCUACGAGGCUCUCUCUCGCAUGUGUGAUCCUGUUUAUGGCUGCGUCGCUCAUGUCUUCGCUCUUCAGCAACAGGUCAUGACUUUACAAGAGGAGAUAGAGUUUCUAGGGACGCAUAUGGCGAAUUUAUCGAACUCUCCUCAGAUCAGGUCACAACCUAAUGACAUGCCCGAGUUUCGGAAUCAGAUGACAAUGGACACGACCGGUUUCAUCGACGAGACUGUUUUAAACAAUGACGUUGGAAGAAACUGCAUUGAAGGGUUCUUCACGAACCCGGAGGAAGUGCUCGUGAAUCAUCCAUGGUUUGAGAACAUGGAUCACUAUUACUACGCACCGCAACAUUAGACGUGAACUAAUCGAAUGCGCCGUUUUUGAAUAUGCCAUGAUAAUCGGAUGCCUUUAUAUUUAGGUCACGUUAUAAUUAAAUUGUAUGCAUUUUGUUAAGGGUUAAGUAGAUUUGACUCCAGUUAUAAUUGGAUGAAAAUAAUAUGCAUUUAGGUUACGUCACUCUCUAAGUAUGAAGUU
Messenger RNA from Eruca vesicaria subsp. sativa (arugula), 733 nucleotides. The record is from the annotation of a GenBank genome assembly. NCBI's taxonomy places the organism in Eukaryota, Viridiplantae, Streptophyta, Magnoliopsida, Brassicales, Brassicaceae.